GAGGAGAGCAAACGAACAGAGACAGGGAGAGAAUGAGAGAGAGAGUACAGAGGGAUAUAUUGACUCAAAGCUGGUCUGCAUGCUCCUCAGUAUGUGAGAGACAGAGGACGUGAGAGCAGGCAAGAUGGAGUGCUGGCACAGAUGAAGACUGUCCCUGGUCCCGUUCGACAGUCGACAUGAGCGUCUCCAAACCCCCGCCUCCCCCCUCCACCUCCCACCUGGCCAUCCCCCCUUCCUCCUCCACCUCCACCCCUUCCUCAUCCGCCUCCUCCCCCAUGGCGACGCCCCACUCUGCUGGCCCGCCCCCGCCCUCGCCAGUCAAGAUCUCUAUGCAGGAGCACUUUGCCAUCAACGUGUGCCCGGGCCCCAUCCUCCCCAUCCCACAGAUCUCAGACUUCUUCCCACGUUUCCACGACUACCCCUGCACGCCACCACCCCCAAGGGAGAAGAAGAUCCUGAAAGAGGAGACUUUUAAUGGGGAGACGGGCGGAGGAUACAAGGAUGGGGAGAGGAGGGGGGACAACGACGGAGACAGGGAGGAGGCAGUCGACUCUGAUGAUGAUGACACCUACCUGGGAACGUUGGAGUUCACCCUGCUCUUUGAUCAGGAGAACAACUGUCUUCAUUGUACUAUUCACAAAGCAAAGGGACUGAAAGCCAUGGACUCCAAUGGACUGGCUGAUCCAUACGUCAAGCUUCAUCUUCUCCCCGGGGCUAGCAAGGCAAACAAGCUACGCACAAAAACCCUGAAGAAUACGCUGAACCCAGUGUGGAACGAAACGCUGGUGUAUCAUGGCAUCACAGCAGCUGACAUGACCACCAAAACGCUCAGGCUGUGUGUGUGUGACAUGGACAGACUCGGAAGAAAUGAAUUCAUCGGAGAGGUGAGAGUGGCUCUGAAGAAACUGAAAGAGGGUGAGAACAAGCGCUACAAUAUGGGCCUCGAGAGAAUUGCACAGAAUAAAGAAGCUAACAAUCAAACAGUGGAGCAGGGAGCGGUCGUGGCAGAGGAGGAGCGUGGCCGCAUCCUGGUGUCACUGUGCUAUAACACAGAGAAGGGCUGCCUGCUGGUUGGGAUCAUACGCUGUGCCCAUCUGGCUGCCAUGGACUCCAACGGCUACUCUGACCCCUUCGUCAAAAUCAUCUUGCAGCCAGACAUGGGGAAAAAGUCCAAGUACAAGACAUCAGUGAAGAAAAAGACUCUCAACCCCGAAUUCAAUGAGGAGUUUUCAUACGAAGUAACCCUGGACCAGCUGGCGAAGAAAACCCUGGAGAUCUCUGUGUGGGACUAUGACUUGGGAAUGAGCAACGACUUCAUAGGUGGAGUGGAGCUGGGCAUCAAUGCAAGUGGACAGAGACUCAGACACUGGUUCGACUGUCUCAAAAACAAAGGGAAGAAAGUGGAGUACUGGCAUACGCUCACACAGCAAGGAGCCCCGAGCAGUGACAAACCGGACUAGAUCACACAAGAAAUUCAUGCAUACACGCACACCUACACACACAAACACACACACUGGAAGAUGGUUGAUAACAGAGACCAAGUGAAACAGUAGUAAGAGCAAAGGAUAAAACAUGCAAUAAUAAUAAUAAUGUUGAAAAUGAUCAUAUAACACCAACAAUUACUGCACCAAGUAUUAGUAUAUGAUAUUCAUACUAAUAUUAGUGAUGGUAAAAGGUUGUAAUCUGAAUACUUUUUUUUUUCAAAGGUGAACCAAAUUGUGACGAUGUCCUCAUUAAAGUGUUAACGUAACAAAACAAUACUUACAAAAUUGUGCUUUAGACUUUAAUGUAUCGUGGAAGUCGCUCAUAUUCUGUCAUUCAAAUUUACACCUAAUGAAGAGAUUUGAGAUUAAUGUACUCAAAGUUCAUUCAGUGAAAGGCGCCAAAAGUAUGUGCACGCUAGUGACUCAUAAUGUGGUACGUAGUUAAAGAAGCAGGAAUGUAAUGAAAGAGUGAUUCUGUACUGAGAAGAAGUUUCUAUUUUAGUGGUUGUUGAUCUGAUGCAAAACAACACACCGUAUUAUAAAGCACAAAAUGAUCCAUAUGGUGGAUUUGUACCUUUACCGUUUCAGUGUUCUUGUUCUUAUGUCUUUCAUUGUCUUUAAGUGACAGUGGCUUUCUAUACACCUUCAUACCAGACAUUAACGUGUCAGUGUGUGCGUGUGUGCAUGAGGGCUAUGAGAAUAUGAGUGCCUACAUUUUCUGUCUGUGCAGUGUGUAUGUGUGUGUGUGUGUGUGUGUGUGUGUGUAUGUGUGUGUGUGUGUGUGUAUCUGUAUUCACAUCACACCCCAUUCAAAAUGUCUCCAUCCAAGUUAAGAAGCACAGAGUGAGGUGAGAAGAAAUAUUAACAAAGGACAAGAAAGACAUGAGAGAAAUCCUACGCCGCCACAGGCCUCAGUGGUGUGAGUGCUCCUGGCUGGGGGACACUGACAAGCUGUCAAUCAUGUGUGUGCCAGAACCUUUGCCAUCAAUGUCUCCCAUUACCAGCCAGUCAUAGUGCAACUUUCAGGAUGGAUUUUAUCUUGAUUGUAACCUCUGACCGCUCUUUUUAAGAUUUCCUGAUGAAAGGAUGAAUGGAUAUACAGAUAUUGCUUUUUGAAGGUGCCGUUUGUAGCUUCAUUUCACUGCAGCUUUUCAGAUUUCAACAGGACCCAAGCAGGUUUUACCUCAGUGACUCCAAUUCUUCUCCAACAGAGUCACAGAUGAUGCAAUAUUUUCUCCCUGCAUGGCAAUAUCCCAGCAGUAAUACAUUAAUUUCAGGCAUUUGAUUGGUCCUGUUAUCAGAUUUAUGAGAAUAGGGAUUCCCAAUAGCCUGAAAAAAGUCCCCAAUUCAACAUUUUACACCCUCAGACACUGUUCUGGAGAGAAUGUAAAAAGUAUGUUCAAGAAAUUUGGCUGAAAUCUACAUCAACCGUCUCAACCACAGCUCUUUCACGUCUUUUGUAGUGAGGUUGUAUGCAGUACUUACCUAUACUCACUUUAUUACAUGUCAGCUGGCAUGUCUCCGGUUUGGAGAAGCAGGCUGGAGUCCAACAUGAAAGCUAAGCAAUGUACUGCUGUGGAUGGGGGGGUCAACAACAAAAUGUCUUUUGGCAACCUAAAAAAAAGUCCUUCCUAAAAAAAAAAUCAAGUGCACACUUAUAUUUUGAAUUUUCACUGCUUUACCUUGCUAUCAGACAGUUCUUUUCUGAAGCCUAGGGUUGAGCCCAAUAGUCAGAGGGAAUAAAUACCCAGUACGGAAAAUGUACUUUUUACAAGUAUUAUUUAAGUAAAACGUGUCAAUGUCUGUAGUUGUGAUGAAGGAGAAUCAUCAUUUGAAUAGCUGUGCUCGGUUUCUAACUCAAAAACUGUCUGAAGUUCAUUUCUGUGAUGUUCUAUGUGUUCUGUAAAUAGUUUUAUAAUAAAUAAUAAAUAAAGCAACUUCUGAUCAGCCAAUAUCAACUGCAGAUGUAAAUAACAAGUUCUGAUUAGGCCCCACCCAUUUUAAGUUAAACCCUGCCCACUUCUGCUCUAAAUUCUGCCCUUUCUAAGAUCAAAUAUGGAUAGAUACAGAUAAUGGUGUACUCGCUCGUCCCAUCUGAAACCAUCAUAUCCCUGUCUUCAGAACCAGACUCCAUUGAGAAAAAUGGUGAUUUAACAACGCAUAAUACAGGAGCUGCUGGUCUGUCGCUGCCUCAAUCAGUUAGUUUGUGUAAUUGUGUGUCUUUGGCCUAUAACAGGCUUAGUUCAGAUUCACUAAAGUUACACAAUAACACAAACCAACUAACUGAUUGAAGCAGCUGUAGACCAGGGGCUCCCUAUGUUCAGUGCGCAAAAAUUACUGUUUAAUUCAAUGGAGUAUGGUGGCUUUGACGAGAGCACAGAUGGGGACCUGACGCUGUUAUUAGCUUCCCUGUCAGAACAGGCUGUCCGACGGAGAAGUACAGCGGUGAAAAUACUCUCAAUAUAGCAUACACUUAAACUGUAAUAGAUCUUUUUAGUUUGGACUUUUUAAGGUGGCUAAAAUACGUUUUGCUGCCUCCCCCGUUUACAGCAGUACGCUGCUUAGUUUCCAUAUUGGUACUCCUGUUGCUUCUCCAAACACAGGGAGUGCCGACUGAGAUCUACUGACUGACACACUGACAAUGGAUAGUUACCCCAUACAACCCUACUUCAAAAAAUCUGAACUAUUCCUUUAACCUCAGGCAGUCAAUUUCACUCUGUGUGCAUGGCAGCAGGAGACAGUGGAUCAUCGAAGGCCAGGAUCCAAGAUACUGAAAAACUAUGCUAGAUCACCUACUGUCUAAAUGCCUGCCAGAAUAUCAAAUGUACUCCACCGGUUCAUCUUUCACUACAGCUCUGGCCAUACACAGGUUCACAAAAACACACUCACAGUCGGUCAGUGGCCUCCGGGAGUUUUUCUAACUGUUGAAUCGAUCCGGCUGCUCAUAUUCUUGGUGUCCUUCAACAACCUUGUGAAUGUCUCAUCGUUGACUGCAAAAAAAAAAAAAAAAAAAAAAAAAAAAAGGAUCCUUCAGUGGUGAAUUAGGUUUAGAAUAAAAAAGGGCUUGGGCAUUAUCAAAGCUUGGAACUAAACCAUGUGGUGUAACAGGACGCUUAAACACAUUUUCAGUUAGACCUUAAAUUACUUUAACAAGAGGGUUGGGCAAAGAUUAUUCGGUACUUUCUCUAUGCACAUCAGAACUCCCAGCACGUUGGCAGUGAGAUAAUCAAACCAAAACAACAACAUUAUGUUAUCCAGGCAUCAAAGAUGCAUUUUCUGGGAAUACUCAGUACUUUGAUUGGGGCUAGGCUGGGUGACAGUGAUCUAAUAGAGUUCACAUUUCAGGCUGGAUGGUUGCUUCUUCCUGUCUCUGGAUCUGUUGGUUUUGUUUACAGUCACCAAAUUUUCUGACUUGUCUAUUGACCCCGCUUUGCUUCUGUAAUCACUUUAUUUGCAAUACAGCUGCAUGUUUAGCGACCAUUAUAUCAGCGUGUAUAAUAGAGUGCAACCAUAGCUGAUCAAUCUGAAUGCUGAUGUGUUUACAGUCUCUGCCAUCAGUGUGUAUUUGUUUGUGAAUAUGAUGAUUCAGGGUAUUUUUUGCUCAGUUGCUUUGCUUUACCAAGCAAGCUAUUGCUUUAAAAGACAAAACCUUUACUGUCACAGAUUUUGACACUUCGUCUUCCUUAAAAUUGAUAUCAGUGGGAAUGAUGCAGGAGGGCAGGGGCGAAUGAGAUGGGGAAUUCACUACUGCAGUCCCUGUGUACUCACUGUCAAUGUCAAUCACACAGUAUGGCUGCCAUCCUGUGGUGGGUUUGUGU
Molecule: messenger RNA, 5302 nt
Organism: Epinephelus fuscoguttatus (brown-marbled grouper)
Lineage: Eukaryota; Metazoa; Chordata; Actinopteri; Perciformes; Serranidae
Gene: doc2g
Product: double C2-like domains, delta
Exons: 11
Coding region: 177-1460 (427 amino acids)
Cellular component (GO): membrane
Source: RefSeq, a predicted model, not a curated record